AAAAAUUAAAAAAAAAAACGAACAAAGAAGAAAAUAAGAAUUAAGAUCGAUACAUAAAAAAAGUAAAGCGAGAGUUAUUUAUCUUAAAAUGUAGAGGAGAAAGAAGAAAAAUUGAAAUUUAAGGAGAGGAUUAAAAGAAAUUAAUUAGCGAACCGAGUUUAUUUAUUUGUGGAAGAUCAAAGUGGUGUAAUUUUUCUUCUUGCGGAUGUGCUGUGGUGUCUAGAAGGAAUUAAAAUAUUACAUCUUAAGUGUUGAAGCAAAUGUAAAAGAGAUGAAAAAAAGUUCUUUUUGAUCCAAAAUAAUAAGUGAAGGCUUUAGAAUCUCCAAUAAUAUCUUAAAAUUAUGAAUAUGAGACGGUGAGGAAGAAGAAAAAUUAAUUAAGGCACGUAGAAAAGUGAAAAAUAAUUUCAUAAUUUUAUGAAUAAGAGCAAAUUUAUAAAAGAAUUAAGGAAAAGAAUUUCUUGGAUUAUUUCGACAUCAAUAAGAAUAUAUAAAAUAAAAAUUAAGGUGUACAUACUCAAGUAGGAGAAAAAAAAGCGAUAACGACAGUAAAAGUGAACUUCAAAACGCAUCUGGAGAGUGGAUGAACAGUCAAAACAUUCAAACACCACCGAGACGUAGUUCAAUUAUACAGCCAGGUUACAUACCGACUGCUGAUAUCAUUAGGAAAAGUAUAAGCCGCUCUUGGACAAUAUCAAACCCCGAAGAGGAUCAAAUACCAAACGGAAAGAACGGCGUCGAUCCAAGAAUUGUUCAUCCGAAUUUGAACUCUCAUGAGCCAAGCAGUUAUCCAAAUCUUAUACGAUUAAAUAAGUCUCCAUAUAAUAGCAAUAUGGAUUUCAAUAAUUCCGAUAAUUACGAACGAACACCGCCGACCCAACGUCGAAUUUUACGACAAUCAACUUUACCCAAUCCCGAUUCCAACUUACACUCGAGUAAUUUAAAAAUACCGUCACCAACGAUACAAAUGAGCCCACAAUAUAGUCCCUAUCAUACAGAUAAUGAGAAUGAACCAGAAAAUGAAACCACAUCAGUGCCAAUACCAGGUCAAAGGUAUCAAAUUCGUAGACAAUCGACACUACCUUGUAAGCAAAAUGAAUUGCAAUCAUCGAAGUUUCUAUCCACAUCCCCAAGUCGCUCAUACUGUCGAUCGCCAGACCCAAGUGCCGACAGCGAGCACACAUCACGUUAUCCACCAUUUGUACGUCAAUCAACAUUUCCAUCUAAUAACGGAACGACAGAAUAUCAUCAACGUCAAUUGCCAACAUCACCGAAUCGUUUAAGUGUCAAUAAAUCACCAGAGAGUUGUGGUGAGAAUGGUGCCGUAUCACCGAGACGUUUUAUGCGACAAACGACAUUACCAAAUCCAGAUCAGCAUGUUAAAUUAUUGCCAACAUCGCCACCCAAAAAGUCGCCUCAAUUUAUAAAGCGCUCGCCAGAGUUCCAACGACAAAAUACCAUAUCGAAUCCAGAGGGUAUGAGCACGCUGUCCGUACACGGACCAAAGUUUCUUCCGAUCUCACCACGUCAAAAGCAAAAUUUCCUCUUUCCUCAACCAGCACCGAGGACAUUCCUAUCGCAACAGCAUUUUCCAACGAUGAAUGAAGACCAACCAGUGACAGUUCAACCACAGCAUCCACAAUCAAAAAUGAUUAAAGUUCGCAGUCAUAGCAAUGAAGAAUACAGCUUUAGUCGUACUCUUCUACCACCAUCACAACAAGAAGGUCGUCGACUAUUGCCUGAAAUUCCAAAUCGUGCACGCUCACCAAGUCGUCUUGUGCGACAAGAUCAUGUAAAGGAUGAAGGCGAGAAGCGUUCACCAAUCUCAAAAACAUUUGCUGAGGCAAACCAGACACUGAAUGAGGAAUAUGAGGAAUCAACAAUUUAUGAGACACAAUAUACAAGUGAGUACAGUGAAUUGAGUUCGACAUUUGCUGAAGCUGAUGAAAAUAAUUAUACAGAAGAUAAUGAAUAUGAUAAUAUACAACAACCACCACCAGAAAUUGACCCAACUCUUGUUCAAUUUGCAGCCGAUAUUACAUCCACAUUUCAUUUUGAGUCUCAAACCCGAAAGACACCACAUAAUAUACGCAGUACUGACAGCUACUUAAAUGACAGCUCAUCAGAAUAUUGUACACCGGAAGAUUACAUUAAGCAGGCUCAAAAGAAUCGUAAUCGCCGUCGGAAGUCAAGGGAGCUUCCUGAUCCGGAGGUAAUUAUUUCCUCAACUGAUGAAGAUUGUAGGCGUCCAAAGCCUGAAACAAUGAGAUCUGUAUCAGAAGAUGCAUGUCCGAAACCAAUGAAGACAUUACCGAGACGUUCAUUCUCGCAGCCGGAAAAUCAGACACAAAAGAAGCUUGACAGUCCACAGCUUCCAUCACCAAAAUUAUUGUCGCAAAAUAAAAUCUCAUUGAAGAAAGCAGAUGAAUUACAGCCGGAUAAAGUUGAUGCAGCACAAUCAUCAGUGCCUAAAAAACCUGUGUAUAGAUUCCCAAAAAUGUUAGAAAUGCGUGGUGACUCGAAAAGUUUUGAUGCUGUCGUUCGUCAGCUGAUUAAGACGGAAAAUAAAGAAAAUGAGGAUAAGUCACAGUCGAUGGACGACAAUUUGUUUAGUGAUAAAAAGGAGCACAAAACCACAUUAAACGAAGCAGAAAUUCAGAAUGCAGUGGAGCAAGCAGCAGGCCUGUUUAAAAAAGUCGUCCUCCAACGCAGAAAUGAGAAAAAGCCAAGAGAAGAUGGUGAAAUGAUCAGCACCACAUUUGCCGGUAAAAGAAGUGAAGAGAAUUCUGAAACGGAAAUGAGAUUCCCAAUUGUGGACAGUGAUGAUUAUCGUUUGGUUUUUAUUAGUUCCGACUCGUCUGAAAAGGAGGACGACUACGAUGAUUCCAGUUCAACAACAUCGUCGAUCGCAACAAAGUGUAGUAUAAUAUUUGAUGAAUGUGACUGGGACUACUUUGAGCCAAGCAUUACAACAAGUACGUCAGCAGCAGCAACAACAGCAAAGACAUUAUUGAAAGACUUUACAUCAACAAAUAUGUCCCCAUUCAGCUCACCAUACUCGUAUCGACGUCGUUUUAAUUCAAGUCCAUUGAGUAGUCCACUUUCAUGUCGUCGUGGCUUGUCAGAAUCGCCAUUAUCCAUGAGAAAAUAUCGUGAAAGUGACACUGGUACAGAUGAAGAGAUUUUAAAUUUUGAGAGCUCCUCGCCGACUUCGUCUGAAGGAUUUUUACCAAUUGAGUAUUUGAAGGUGCUCAAGAAGAGCCAUAAAUGUGCAACAUCCAAAAAGAAUGUCUGUAAGUGUGGAAAAUCGCCACAUUAUGUCGCAAUCCCCGUGCCAAUUUUAGUACCAAUGGAUACAUUCCGUAAUUGGAAUAAUGUCAAUAAUCCUGAUCUACUUCAAUUACUUAACAAUACAUCAACAUUCAUUCACCAACACCAACAAAAUAGUAGUGGCCAAAGUAGUGACGUCACCAAUACAUCAACAGAGAAUGUAAUGAAAGAAUCAGUAAAAGUAGCAACAACAGCAGCUCAGUAUCAACAGGUUAUGGGAGAAAAAUUACCUGAAAAAGACGAAGAGAAAGAAAAGAAAAGGCAAAAAAUUGGCGAUGUAUCCAUAACGUCCAACAUCAUCAGUAGUAAUUCAAGCACUAUACAGUCAAGACGUAGUUCACGAAAUUUACAACAAACAACAGCGACUUUUUAUGAUAACGAAUGUGAUAACACGAACGAUAAUAAUUAUAUUAAGGGACAACAGUUGAAUCAUAAAGGUGCCUUAUCUAAAAUCAGGAAGUCCGAAAACCGAGACAUUAUUGUGGAAAAAGUAAAUAACAAUAGUGAUAAUACAUUUGGCAGUUGUAAUACUAUAACACACCUUAAUGAAACCAUAAAAAUUACUAGCAAGCACGAAGCACACACAUGCGAUAAAAGUGCUAUACUUAAUGGUGUUAGUGCAAAGCCAUAUACGAACAAUAAUUUAAUUAAACUUGCUGCGAGCAGUUGUUCUUCAAAUGCGAUACAAAGCACAUCGUUAAGUGGUACAAUGAUUACGGUCGGGAAACUUAAGAAGACAUUAGAAAAUGGCACAGACAAUGAUGAGGGCUACUUAAUCAGUGAAAAUGCAUUUUCAUCCUCAUCUGAUGGAGAAUCAUGUGAUGAAGAUGAUGUUAAGAAUAAUAAUAAUAAUAAUGCAGGCCCCUCAAAAUCAGUGCAAAGAAGUUACGAUGUGGCAGGCUCUGCACAAGUUGAAAAUAUUUUAGAGACAAUACCAAAUGUUAGUAGUGAUGCUGACAGUUCAAAUCGUGAAGAUGAUGUGACAAGUGGAUCUGGUGCGACAGAUUCAGAGGAUACAGGAAUUGACGAUCGACGAUCAAAGUCGAAAAGAUUCACAAAAGUUUUUGUUGUUAAUAAAAAUAUAGACAAUUCUGAGACAGACUCUUGUAGCUCAGUCAAUGCUGCUCUAUCGACAUCCUCGUCUGAGGAAGAAGAGGACAUGUUCGACAAUGAUACAGACACAGAUGGUAUAAAAUUAAAUUACAUGAAGCCCUUAGAUGUAGAUCAAAUUGACCAUGAAAAUACAUCCGAACAGGAAAUUGUAUUGAAUUAUUUUAAAUUUAUUGACGACGAUGAUGAUGAUGACGACUAUAAUGUUGAUAACAUUAGUGAUGAUAAAAAUAUUGUAUUAAAUUCUAUAAAAUCUAUCAAUGAUAACGAAUUAAUUGUCGUUAACCAAUACACUGAUAAAGUACACGAUGAAAACAAAAACAGUAGGGAAUGUGAAAAAGUGAAUGGCAAUAGCGAUGAUAAAAAUAAGUCAAAUUUACCUUCGAAUCGUGAUGAAUGUGCAAAUCAAGUGAUUGCCGAAUUUGAUGAAAUCGUCUCAAAUUGUGAUAGUCUUGAGCCUAAAAAAAAUAAUAAUAAGACAGAUGGUGAAUUUCAAAUGGACUCAAUGGAUGUUAUUAUGAAUAAUUUAAAUUUGAGUGACGAUAAAAAGUGCAAUUUAGCUCCAAUUGUAAGUUGUAAUCUCUCAAUGAUCCUCAAUGGAUCAUAUGAUAAAAGAAAUGUAGCGACAAGUGACGUGAAAACGAGUUCUACCAAAGAAGAAGUCGAAAAAGUAUUGAAAAAAAUUGAAAGUCCAUUGAAUCCAAGUCUCAAUGAUGAUCGUGAUGAUGGUGAGAGAAUACGAGAGAGCCAUGACACAACAUUGUCGACAGAGUCGGAUUUGCAGACAUCGACUGUUGUUGUUGAGAUUAAUGAAAAUAACGAUAAUGUACCACAAGCAAUAAAAACAAGUUUACACACAUACAUGGACAUGUUGAAUGCUUCAUCAGCAUUAACAUUACCGAACGAUCAGUUUGAGCAACAGCAGCAACAACAUUCACCGACAGAUACAGGUAAUAGCAACACAACAAUGGAAAAUAAUUCAAGUGUGAAGCAAAAUGUAAAUGAAGAAAUAGCAAUAGCACAAGAAUUACUGAAUACUGAGAAUGCUUUAGUCUCGAGUCAACGAUUCAACAGUACGGACGGCAAUGGUAAAUUUACGAGCUUAGUCAUGAUCACACAACAGGAUAAUGCAAAUAAUAAUAACUACGCGAUGGAUACGACAUCAUCAGAAACUCACGUUAGUGUAAUCACAUCAGACACUACAAAAAUAAUUACUGCAAAUUCGUCAUCGCGCGAUUCAAUUGUCGUGCAACAUAGAAACUGGCAACCUCGCGAUCUUUUGUCAAGUGGCACAAGUGUAAAAAGUAAAAUUGGCUUUUAUGAAGAAAAUAUAAAUAAAGUGAAGGAAAAGCCGAGCUUAAAAAUUAGAAAUGCGCCAAAUAGUGAAAAGUUAACGGGCAAUAUUGAAAAUGAAAAUGAAAUUAAUUGUAAUGAUUUAGAUGUUGAUGAAUAUGAUGAUGAUAUGAAAAAUAAUGAAGUGAUGGCGCCAAAGUGUGAAAAAAAUAAAAAUAAAAAUAGUGAUGACGUAAAAGUGAUAACAGACCAGAAAACAUUAUCAAAUGUUGUUUAUCAAGAGGAUGGAUUAGCUGAUGAUGAUUCGUGGGUGGAAGAAGUAAGUCAGCAUGAUGAAGAGGAAUUUCCAACGACUGAAACUGGAAGUGACUUCGAUUCUAGUGAUGAAAUGUCACUAAGUAAUGGAAUGGAUCGCGAAGAGGAAUUGCGUGGAUAUAAUCGAGUAUCAAUUGACUUUACACUUCAUACGAUUGUUGAGGAAUCGUGUGAGGAAUCAGAAUAUGAAUCAAGUGAUCGUAGAAGUCAAAGACUUAAUGCCUCUGAGCUUGAAAAAUAUUUCUUCUUUGGAUUAGGCGAUGGUAACAAUCAGACAAGUAGCAUAAGCAGUAAUGCUAUAAUAAUUGACGAUCAUGAUGAAAGUCCAUCGGAAACAUCAAGCAUUUGCAGUGAAGGCUUAGAUUCAUUAAAUACUGCCGAUGAUAAUCCAGCCGAUUGUGGACAACUUGCAUCGUCAAGACUUGAAAAAUAUUUCCUUAGCGGAUUUAUGGGUUUUCAAAAUGAUGGGAAUGGUGAUACGGAUGGAUCAGGAAGUGUUGGAAGUGAUUCAGAGGGUCGACCAAGUCCUGAACAAAGACGAAAGAAACUUGUACGUGCACGAGGUACAGGUAGAUCACAUAGCUCAUCACUUGACAAUCUUUUAGCAAAAGAAGAAUCUCAAGAAAAUCAAAAUGACAGUCAUCAGCAAGAAUCUGACAAUUCAUCAGAAACGACAGACAAUUGUGAUGAUCCAUUCGAUAAGACUGAAAAUCAUUCGGAUACUGUAAAGCGAAAGAAAAAAGUAAAGAAACCAGAAACAGACGAUACAGGAAAUACGAAAAAGACACCGGAAGUUGAAAUUGUUGAUCCUUCCGAUGAGUCCGAUGAGGACGACGAAAAUGGACGAAAAACACCACAGCCAGAAUUCUUGAUGCCAGCCAAUAGUAACCUCGUGCAAUCGCGUAAGCAACACAGUCGUGAUAGUGGAUUUAUUGGUUCGAAUGAUGAUUUAUUAAAAUCCGAUGGACAAAAGUCACCGGAAACGAAAACAGAAUUAGAAGAAAUUGAGGAAGAAAAUAGAGAGGCAGAACAGCCAACAAUAAAUGAAAAGCCAACGACUGCCUCAACAAAUCUUAUGCGUAAAGAUAGUUUUAAUGCUUGGAGCUCAGACGAGGAAACAAAUUUAAUGAUGUCCAAAAUGAGACAAUUCUUCAAGUCACUCGUCGCUGCCAAUGCAAAUAAUAAACGCAAUACAGCAUCCAAUGAUGUUGUAACAGCUGGAACGCCAAAGUCAAAACAAAGACAACGUCCACCACAAUUAGUAUAUUUUGAAAAUGAACUGACAAGAUUAAUGAAGACUGUACCAGGAAUUAAGGAUGAACAAGUCAAGGAGCUUGUUGAAUAUUUCAGUUCUGAAGACACUUGGUCUGAUUCCUAUGAUUCAAGUGACUAUACAAGUAGUGAUAAGGAAUCAGCUGGAAAGAAAUCAUCAAAGAUUCAGCAACAAAUUUCGGCAAGUUGUCAGGAAAUAAUUGAAAAAUUCGAUAGUACAUCAAGAAUAGCUCAACAUGAUGAGGAAGGUGAUAUGGGCGAUGGUGGUGUACUUGAAGAAGGAAUUAAUAAAGAAACUGCCUUUGUCUACCAAAAAUUAGUGGCAUCGAUUACAAAAAUAGCAGAUGAAAAGCCACCAAAUAACAUUACUAAUUCACCUCCGAUUAUUGCAAAAGUCAUGCAUCAUAUUGGUUCACGAUUGGUCGCAUUAAUGCAUGAAGUGAGCAGUGGUGAUUCAAUGAAAAGCAAUUCGCCAAAACAAACGCGUCAUCAUCGACGAUUACAAGGUAAAAUAUCCGCUACAACAACAGAUGAUGACAGCACAUCGGAGAGUAAUUUUGAAGAUCCGACAUUAAAUAAUUUGCCACGAUCAAAAAGCCAUGAUUUACUGUUAGACGGAAAACCAACACAAGAUCAUUUGACGACUGAGGAGCAUGCCAGUGACUAUGAUAGAUUCUCGUGGCGAGGAAGUUUCGAGUCCGCUCUCCUCACAAAUUGCGACUCACGAAAUAAACUUUCAGCUUUAGAAAAUUCCUCAUCAGCAAUGUCCAUUUUAGCUGCAAAACGUCGCUCAGCUGGCGAUUUAUUAUUUACUCCUAAAAGCCUUAGUCGUGAGCAGCUUGAUCGUGUACGAUCAUGCGGUAGUAUUGGUGGCGUUGAUCAUGAUAUAGAAAAUUCAAAAUUAUGGGAAUCAACGCAGAGUCAAGAGAGCUCAAGGAAACGUAAUGGAAUUAUUGAAGACGAUACAGACGAGUCGAGUGAUAAUGAUCAUCAUAGAUUAACAACGACUCGUUCAACGUUGCCAAGAAGUCUGCAAAUGUCUACAAUUACGGCCAGUACAACGAACUCUCUUCCACGUCUACCCACAUCUUCAUCAAAUAUUCAAUCCUCUUCAUCAUCGUCUGGUGCAAUACAAAAAGCACAAAGUGUUUAUCAAUUCCUACAAAAUAAUGUUAAAAGUGCACGUUAUCGUGCACCAGGAUUUAAUCGCCCACUAACAGCUCCAAAAAGAGCAGUUUCUGCACCAGGCUUACAACCAUUUAUAACACGUCGUGAUCGUCGCAAUAAAGUUCAAUCACUUACUAUGGACGAGCAAAAUACACCAGAACACACAAGUUCACCGGUAAUCGGAACUAAGAAUAUCGGAAAUACACUCACACCUAGCCAUAAAACAGUAUCACCAUCAUCACCAGCUACAGAUCCAUGGCCAUCACAAUCGGAUGAGGAUAUUGACAGGCUCGUUGCCAUGCACCAGAAUCGACAUAAUUCUCUUAGUUCAUUAGGGUUACGAUCCGACUCAAUGGCAAGUGUCUAUUCAGGAGCUGGAGAGGGUCGUUAUGGUACCGUGCAAGUCAAAGGCAUGGUUGAAUUUGGAAUGCAAUACAAUUACAAACAGUGUGCUCUCGAAAUUCAUGUGAAGCAAUGUAAAGAUCUAGCAGCAGUCGAUACGAAGAGGAAUCGUAGCGAUCCCUAUGUUAAGGUCUAUCUCUUGCCCGACAAAACAAAGAGUGGAAAGCGAAAAACCAAAGUGAAGAAGCAUACACUAAAUCCAGUAUUUGAUGAAGUAUUACGCUUUUAUAUGUCACUUAGUAGUCUCGAAUCGAGAACAUUGUGGCUCACAGUCUGGCAUUCCGACAUGUUCGGUAGGAAUGAUUUUCUCGGUGAGGUCAUGAUUAGCUUACAGAAUAAAGUAUUUGACAAUCCUUUACCACAAUGGUAUCAACUUGAAGAGAGGAGUGAGCCAUUCGAGGACGUGACAACUUAUCGUGGCGACAUAAUUGUCGGUUUAAAGUUUAUUCCUGGUAAUGAAUCAUCAAGUUCGUCGCACUCGCAUGGAUUGAGUUUAAGGAAGUUUAGUAUUAAAUCAAAUUCAUCCGCAAGCAGUUCUGGCAACAAUAAUGGUUCGAGUGUCUCAACAACAUGCUCGAAAAACACUAAGGGAUCAUUGCACGUAUUAGUGAAAGAGGCAAAACAUCUUUCGCCGGUAAAAGCGAAUGGAAAUUGUGAUGCAUUCUGCAAAAGCUAUCUUCUUCCCGAUAAGAAUCGAAGCUCAAAGCAGAAAACACAAGUAAUAAAAAGAUCGACAAGUCCACAAUGGAAUUACACAUUUGUCUACGAAGAUUUAACACUGGCCGAUUUAUCGGAACGCGCAUUGGAAUUAACAAUAUGGGAUCAUGAUCGACUGGCCAGUAACGAAUUUCUAGGUGGCGUGAGAUUCUCAUUAGGAACCGGUAAACACUACGGACGACCUGCCGAAUGGAACGAUGCGAAUGGAAAAGAAUUAACAUUAUGGCAAGCGAUGAUUAAUAGACCAAAUUUCUGGGUUGAAGGAUGUCUCGCAUUAAGGUCGUCAUUAGAAAACCGACUAGGCUCUUAAAGCGGAUCUUCCUACGAUACAUACAACUUCCCUCCUCUUAAGCAAUUUCUUUUUGACAUUUCACAAUCAGCAAUAAACUUUUUAGCUUCUUCAUACUUGAUGAAUGAAAUCAAUUUUUUUUAAAGAAGUUCUUAAGAUAUUUUGAUAGACAUAUCUUAUACCUAUAACUUAUUCGAAAAUAUAAAAAGUUUACAUUCAAAAAAAUGAUAAAUUAUACGACUUUAAUUUACUUUCCUUUAGGCAGAGUGGAUAUAAAAAAAAUCUUAAGAAAAGUUAAAUUAAAUGAAAAUUGAAUAUUGAAUAUUGAAUAUUUAUAAGAUGAAAUGAAAAAUAAUUAUUAUUGAUUUAGAUCAAAUAAAAAAAAGUGGACAAAAAAAAAGUAAUCCAAAUUAAAAGUAGUUGUGAAUUAUUGAUGAAAUGAAUGGAUGAGGUAGGACAAGACUUGGAAGCUCGUUUAAAAUUCCAAAAUUUAUUUUAAAGAUAAUUUAAUUUUUCAUUAGCAAGUUGAGAUUUUUAUAGGUUGAUGAAGAUCUGAGGAGAUUAAAUGAAUUGUUGGCAGAUCCAUUGGUUGUUGUUGUUGAUUUUUAGAUGAAUAAGAUUUCAAAAGAAAGGAUUUUGCUUCGUUGAGUGUAGGAGUUUGGUAUGCAGGCUAGAUUUCAAAAGUAUUUAAAAUGUUCAAUGAUUUAAACACUUGGAAGGAUUUACAAAACAAAUGUUUGGUUCUUCCCAGAAAGUUUUAAUGUUUAAGAUACCAAGUGUAGCUAGUUCUUUGAGUUUCUCCUUAAUCUUUCUUCGUUAUGUCCUUUAGUGUUGGUUUCUAAGGAAGCCAUUAUCAUUGUAUAUUAACAGGAGUAGAUUCGGUUAUUUGAGAGAUUGUGUUUUAACCUGUUCAUCGUUUAGAAAGAAAGCUAAACUAGAAACUGGUCCUAAGAUAGCUUUAACAAUAUUUUAAAGCAAGAAUCAAUAUAGAAGAUAGUUUUAAUACACCAAGGAUGAGCAGCCUUCCCUAGACCACUAGUUUUAGGCAGUAAAGAUAGAACAUUUGCAUAUUUACUUGCCACUUUAACUUAGAUGAUCUAAAUUUGUACUUUUUGGUCAUCAUUUUUGAAAUGCAUAGCUUGAUCUUUGAAGAAGCCGUUUAGAAGAACCAAGACACUUGCUGUUGUGAGUAAACACAUUCCAGAAAAUAAAUAAGGAAUUUACUCAAACUUUCAAGCCUUGUCAAGUCCUGAACUUUUUUGAAAAAUUUUUUUCUUAGUCAUUUUGAUGCAAUUAAACAAAGAAUGAAGAAGUUUAUAUUAUCAGAAUAAGUAGAAAUGAAGAAAUAAAUUCCAAAUAGAUAAUGAUGGAAUCAACUAAUCUUAUGAAAAAAUUACAUGUUUAGUAACUAUUAAGGAUGAUAAAAAAAAAUGUAAAUUUGAAAGAAAUAAGAAAUUGAACUUAAUUGUGAUCAAAAAAAGAAUUAAAAAUAAUAAAAAUGAAUGAAUAAAGUAAAAGAAACCUACAACUAGGAAUAUUAAUUAAACUAUGUGUCACCUCUCCUAUAUGAUAUAUAAAUACCCAAUUAAAUGAGUAGAAAUAUAAUAAUUAUAUUGACAUUUCGUUUCUAUGAAAUACUAUUUUUACUAAGCAUAUGUAGAAAUAAUAUUGUGUGUCUUUUUCUUUACUGUUCAUUCAUUCAUUUAUUUAUUCAUUUCUCUGUUAAUUGUGCAAGUUCUCAUUCAAAUUUUGAAUGAGCAACAAAUAAGAAAUUCAAAGGUCAGAAGAAAAUUUGUAGAGGCAGUCGUUACAGGAACUAUUGAGAUUUUGGAUUUUUUUUUUGAAUUAAAUUUUGGCUUAAAUCUUAUCCUAGGAAUGAAAUUAGAUGUACUCCAAUGAAAUUGGAUGUAUAAAUAAAAUUUGAGUUCACCAACUAUAGCUAGAAACCGAAAAUUAGAUAGAGGCCGUUCAUUUAUAUCAUCUAAAUGGGUGGUGGGGGGGGGGGGGGGGGG
Messenger RNA from Chironomus riparius, 11907 nucleotides. The record is from the annotation of a GenBank genome assembly. NCBI's taxonomy places the organism in Eukaryota, Metazoa, Arthropoda, Insecta, Diptera, Chironomidae.